AUGCAUCUUUCACUGCUCUCUCGCACUAUUGCUGCUAUUAUUUUUCUGAGGCUAUUAUAUCGCAGAAUUUCUGGACCACUCGUGCACCUUCCCGGUGCGGAAAUUUCACGAUGGACGGGACUAGUCAGUAUGAUCUACUGGUUUCGUGGGCAAAAACCGAACUAUAUUCACUAUCUUCAUGAUAAAUAUGGUCCAAUUGUCCGAGUUAGCCCCAACGAGGUCGACAUUUGCGAUGUUGAAGCCGUGAAGGAGAUCCACAAGACUGGAGGGCGUUUCCUCAAAUCAGCUUUCUACCAGGCAUUGACGCCCCCGGGGAUAGAGAAUGUGUUUUCAACAAGAGAUCCUGCGUUCCACACCGCUCAUCGACGCCUUCUAGCAGCACCUAUCUCGGAUUCUUCCCUGACUGUGUUUGAAACAAUCAUCACCAGCAAGGUCGCCCUAGCUGUCAACAGGAUGGCCGAAGAAAUGGCUUCCCGUGGUGCCAUGGACGUCUUUAAGUGGUGGUUAUUCAUGGCUACUGAUAUUAUUGGAGAACUAAGCUUCGGCGAAUCGUUCCGCAUGUUGGAGUCUGGAAAGAAAAAUCAAUAUGCCCUUGACGUUGAACAGACCUCUUCCUUUGCUCCAGUUCGAACCACUUUUCCGUCUCUUGUGCGGCUCGGAUCGAUUAUUCCCCUCCCAGUCUUUCGAACGGUCGCUGAUGCUGGUAAGCGGAUGGGUAUCUAUGCUCAACAGUCGGUUGACAGGCAUCGCCGUCUUAUCGAGAAAUCAGGAUCAGACGCAAAGCCAACAUUAUUCGGGAAGUUGUACAAUGCCGGACAAGACGGUCUAUCCAAUGCUGAAAUAAGGAACGAGGCCCAGGCAUAUAUCGUGGCCGGGAGCGAUACAACAGCCAUCACUCUGACAUAUCUCGUCUACUCUGUGUGCCAGAAUGAGGAUAUACGUGCCAAAUUGGUGAAUGAGCUCAGCUCACUCCCUACAGACUUCAACGAUAGGAUGAUUCGGGAACUACCUUACUUGAACCAGGUGAUCAACGAGACCUUAAGAUUGUAUACGGCCGUCCCUUUGGGUCUACCAAGGACUGUUCCACCGGAGGGGGCAUCCUUUCUAGGUCAUCAUCUUCCCGGCGGACUCACCGUCACCACCCAAUCCUACAGUCUGCAUCGGAUGGAGGGGAUAUUCCAUGAGCCAAAUAGAUUCGACCCUAACCGCUGGGAAAUCCCUACCAAAGAAAUGAAAGACGCCUCUAUACCCUUUGGACGAGGCUCGCGCAUUUGUAUUGGUAUGCAUCUGGCUCGUAUGGAACUACGUCUUGCGACUACUCUUUUCUUUCGAGCUUUUCCAACCGCUAAGAUUUCCACGAAGGAAGGGAUGGGGGAUGAAGACAUGAAGAUGAAGAGUUUCUUUUUGAUGGCCCCCAAAGAACAUCGCUGCCUCCUAGAGACAUGA
This is a messenger RNA of Aspergillus puulaauensis, 1446 nucleotides long. RefSeq names its product cytochrome P450. The transcript has 6 exons. Gene Ontology annotation, molecular function: monooxygenase activity; iron ion binding; heme binding. Bases 1 to 1446 code for a protein of 481 amino acids. The record is from RefSeq and is a predicted model, not a curated record. Lineage: Eukaryota; Fungi; Ascomycota; Eurotiomycetes; Eurotiales; Aspergillaceae.